AUGACUAUCGCUCGAACACCCUCCUACACGCCGGCGAGGUGGCACUACGCUCGCUUCCUCGUCUCACCAAUCGUCGACACCGCCGCCGAGUCAUCAGGAGCACCCAUUGACGUCCCAACCCUCCUCCAGCUCGUUUCGCGUUCUCUCCAGGACUGCUACGGCACGAUGGGCGGUCCGAUCGGCUUGAGCGAUGUGGAUGUGGUGUGCAUCGAGGAAGUAUCGGAGGGCUUGAAGCAGCGGAGCCAAGCGAACGCGCGGGAGGUCGUGAUCCGUUUCCCAGCAGGAGCGACGCACGCCCUUCUCACUGCGCUCCCCCUCACGAUCUCCCCGAGCUACCGCCUCGAGGCCCUCGCCGAAUCUUCGAAUCUUUCUCGACUCGCUGGAUCAAGUGGACGCGGCAAGAAAGGCUAUGAUGGCUGGGUGAAGGGGCUGAAGGAGCGUGUGGGAAUUGAGGGGAGCGCGGGAGAGGCCAUGGCGGUCGAGUGA
Molecule: messenger RNA, 486 nt
Organism: Rhodotorula toruloides NP11
Lineage: Eukaryota; Fungi; Basidiomycota; Microbotryomycetes; Sporidiobolales; Sporidiobolaceae
Exons: 3
Coding region: 1-486 (161 amino acids)
Source: RefSeq, a predicted model, not a curated record